AUGGAUAUGGAGGAGUUUUUCGGGGAGAGAAAAUCAGUUCACAGCCUAAGUUUUUACCCGUCUGCGUUUGGGGCACAUUCAAAUCGAUCUUCGUCCUACUCGCUGUCGGAUUCACUGAGCUCACUUAGUCCCGAGUCUCUAUCGUUCCCCGACACAUCCUGUUGUGCUAACAGCCAGAUUGGUUUCGGAUGCCACUUCACCAACAGUUACUACAGUUGCAAACCUCUUCCGAGCGCAGUGUUUCAGCAGCGUGUAAUUAACCACCAAGAUGUUAAUCAGAAGGCAACUGGACGCUCAGAUGAUAAGCAAAACGUGGUGGGUUUCAGCAGAUCAGUGGUACACUGCGGGGAACCUCCGGCAAGGAUUCGUGAUAUAGGAGUGUAUCAGAGUUACACAUCACCAUACAGCAGGAUACCUUUUGACGUGCCUGUAGUUCACCAGGCCAUAACAAGUGAUUCUACACAUGAAAGACCUGUCGCAGACGGCCACCAGUCUUGGAAGUGGCCAACCAGUUGGAGUAAUCAAAUGUAUUGUCCAAAAGAGCAGCCACUGACAGAAGACACAACGCUGUCUCAGAAUGAUAAUAACAAUGAUUUUCUUCGUCGGGGGAGAAGAAAACGGGUUCCAUACUCCAAACUCCAGCUAAAGGAACUCGAGCAUGAGUACACAGCUACACAGUUUAUAACCAAAGAGAAGAGACGCCGGAUAGCUUCUUCCACGAACUUGUCAGAAAGACAAGUCACCAUUUGGUUUCAAAAUCGCCGGGUCAAGGACAAAAAAGUAAUUUCUAAAACAUCUAAAGACUUUGAACCUUAUGAAUGUCCACAUAAAUGUAUAUAA
Trichomycterus rosablanca is the source of this 840-nucleotide messenger RNA. RefSeq names its product homeobox D13a (gene hoxd13a). The record is from RefSeq and is a predicted model, not a curated record. NCBI's taxonomy places the organism in Eukaryota, Metazoa, Chordata, Actinopteri, Siluriformes, Trichomycteridae. Gene Ontology annotation, biological process: regulation of transcription by RNA polymerase II. Bases 1 to 840 code for a protein of 279 amino acids. Gene Ontology annotation, molecular function: RNA polymerase II cis-regulatory region sequence-specific DNA binding; DNA-binding transcription factor activity, RNA polymerase II-specific. The transcript has 2 exons.